Messenger RNA from Periconia digitata, 844 nucleotides. Lineage: Eukaryota; Fungi; Ascomycota; Dothideomycetes; Pleosporales; Periconiaceae. The record is from the annotation of a GenBank genome assembly.
CGGAUGGUGAGUGGUGCGUGGGGCGUUUGCCAAGCCGGGGAGCCUGAUAGUCAUACAUGCUCCGUUUCUUCUGUUCAACUGUUGUUUCUCAAGCCUCACCCAUCACGGCACAUCCAGUCCUCCCUCUAUCUUCUAUCUCCUAUCCUCUGUCAUAGUGUCAUAUGUCCCAUCCACUUCCCUGAGCUGGUUCCGCCGACAUCACUGCACUGCUGCGGCGCUCCAGACCAAAUCUCCAUUCGCGUGUUUCAAGACGCCCAGGUACCUUCGCACUACCAAACAUGCACACGACUACAAGUCCCACCAGCGUUCGGAAUCAGUUUCUUCAUUGCCGUGACUCGCUCUGCUUUGGCGGGGGCCAGAACCUCAGCCCUACACCCUUCUCUUCCGCUGACUGCCCGACUUCUCUCGAGCGAUCAAGCAACUAAACUCGUCAACCAGGGCGUCGUCCUUCAUCACAUAAUAAGCAAUCGCCAAUUUGUCAACUCUUGUCCUAUGUAAUCGGAUCCACAAUCUUUAGUCGUCGGCGUGGGUCUCUUUACAAAGAAUGUCACUCGGGCCUAAAACGGGCCACCACGUUGUCCCAUCUCCCACUCCAUCUCCAGCGUAGAGCAGUUCAUCCCUUAACGGCACCGGGGCAUUUCCAUUUCAACGCCCUCGAUAUCACAUGCUGAUACGCCAUCAACACCAUGUUGUAGCAUGUGGAUAGGUCCUCCAUUAGUGCAUGUAAUACCACACCAAUUGAGACUCUAGUGACCUUCCCCUUUGACGACUCUCGCGAACCACUACAGGGACGCCUCCAACCUGUCCCACCUACCUCUAUUAGUUUACUUGCAUGGUUAUCCAC